GUACAUCUUGGCCUUCGCCAUGGGAGCGAGUCCGGCACACGAUGACGCCGACACCGAGAGACGCUUGUACUUUCGCAUGAAACAACGUGAGCAUCGCAUGAAGAAUCGAUCCAAGCGCUCCAAGAUGAUGCAACGAGUACACGAGUUGGAAGAGACGCUUCGACGUGCCAAGAUGAACGUCCUGUCCCGACAAAGGGCGACGACAUCCCAGGUCCGAGGAGAUCUGCUUCUUCCGUGGCACGUCAUCGCAGACGUGAUGAAGGCAGAACUUGAUGUAUCGGAAGCGUGCCAGGUCAUCCUACGCAACCGCAUUGAUGUGUCCGUUGCACUCAUUCAAGACAUGCAACGAUUCACAACUCUGCAUGACACCUUUCGCCAACCAUCGUGGAGGCAUGUCACGCUCUUUGCCAAUCCCGAAUCCAGACGCCUCGGCAAACGCUGGAUCACCGAGCACAUGUACAGAAACAAACGUGCCAUGUUCCAACAGUUCUCGUUUCCGCCGCUUCAGUCCAACGAGCGCGUUCAAGAGUACGACCUUGUGUACACAGCGAACGAAUGCUACUUCCUCAUCCAACGCUCCCAUCUCACCUUCGACGUUCCGAUGGAGGCACUUCGUCAAAUGAACCACCGGCACUUGUGCUCUCUAUUGCUGUUGGCUGGAAGCUCGCACAUGGAUCACGCAGUCUGUACCAUCUCCACGUCCAUCGCACGCAAAACUAAGUGGAUUCUAUCUAGAUCGACGAGACUGACAUGCGCUUUCAAGUUACCCCCUUGGGCGAGUGCAUCAACCUGGUAUUGGGGGAAUUUCUCGAUGCCGACCAGUGCACCCACGUGAUCCAGCAAAUCGAAGAGGACGAGCUCCGACCGACGUUGCACCGCCAAAGAAAUCGAUCCACGUGGAUCGAAAUGACACGAAUAGCUCCACGACACACCAAAGUCCGUGCGCUGUCCAUAAUUUCGCAGAGCCGGCGAAAGGUCGGCGGGUAUGUAUCAUUAGACGAAGAAGCCGGUCACUUGGGGCUGAACACGACGAAGGCCCCGGUUACCGACGCCGCCUUCAGGACCCAACUGUUGGCCCGCACCAGUCGGAACUCGAGCCCCGUGAUCCAGGACAUCCCCACCAUCCUGGCCAACAUCGUGGCCGAAUUACCGGAAUCAACUGAAUGAAACACAUUCACAUCGAAGUCC
This is a messenger RNA of Aphanomyces invadans, 1188 nucleotides long. RefSeq lists its product as hypothetical. NCBI's taxonomy places the organism in Eukaryota, Oomycota, Saprolegniomycetes, Saprolegniales, Verrucalvaceae. The record is from RefSeq and is a predicted model, not a curated record. The transcript is spliced from 3 exons. The coding region runs from base 20 to 835 and encodes 271 amino acids.